Messenger RNA from Haemonchus placei, 579 nucleotides. Lineage: Eukaryota; Metazoa; Nematoda; Chromadorea; Rhabditida; Trichostrongylidae. The record is from the annotation of a GenBank genome assembly.
AUGGCCGGAGGGUCGAUCCAAGUGCACGCCAUAUCUCGCAUCACUCUUGCACUAUUUGAAGAUUCUGGUUGGUAUCAAGUAGACUACAGCAAAGCCGACGAUAUGACAUUUGGAAAAGGACUUGGAUGUGAUUUCGUUAAGAAAAGCUGCUUGUCAUGGAUGAAAAGUAAAAAGGGACCUCUUCCAUUUUGUACGCGAGAGAGUGAUCUGACGUAUACUGUGUGUGAAGAAGGUCGCCUCAAAAUCAAGACAGCUUACACAGAGUAUGAUACAUGUGAAUCACCAGAACAGCCUGUUCAUAUAGAAAAGGACGUGAGUGGAGUCGGUAUAGUGUCCAUGAAUAUCGUCUGUCCACCAUGCCAAGAAUUGUGCUCAGAUUGCGCACCUGCUAAGCAAAUUGAUAGGAAGGAUAGUGACAGCUCUAAAUCGUCCGAAAACGCGAAUGUUGGCGAGACGAAGAACCCUGAGGAUGAGAAGGAUGGCAACCAGGACGGGAAAGGAGGCGAUGGGUCGAAGGAUCCUGAAGGUGUGGGAAAUAGCGGCAACUCAGAGGCUUCCGAGAAUGAAAACGUUGACAAG